UUAAGCGAAGGGGCCAUCUUUCAAGCAGUCUGUAAACAAGUGUCAGUGUUGCUAAACAAAGUUACCAACUGCAUUGUUUGAUUUCAGACGUAAAUUCGAUUGGAUUUUUCAGGGAAGGAAAAAUGCAACCAUGCUGACAGAACGCUGGCUAUAGUUGUACUGACUAACUGUAAAACUACCAAUACUCACAAGUUUGAGGUCAUGAUGAUGGAGGAAUCUUCAGAUGAAUCAGCAGAGAUAAUAACUAAGGAAGAAGCUGAACUUGCUUCCAGGAUGCAGGAGGACACACAGACUCUUGAUGAACUGGUCUCUAAACCUGACCCAUCAAUCCAGUCACCAGGGGGAGCUAGUUUUGGAGUCAGUCCCCCUGCUCCAUUGCCAGCAUUCAUGAAUGUCAGCUCUAAUGAUUCAUCACAAACACCAAGUACAGGAAUACAGAGCAUUGCUAGUGGAGUGCCACAACAGUUAACCACAUCCAGUCCAUCACCUGUCACAGUUACACAGGUAUCAGCUCCAGCUCCAGUGGCAACACCAUAUGAAGUAAGCACACAGAUUCCUGCGGAGAUGGUCCCUGACUCACCAUCCGACAUUCCAGGGGGCAGCACUGGGCUGUUUGGCUGGUUCUCUGGAAACAGAAUAGUAUCAAAAGUCAUGGAGAAAACUAAGAAUUCUGUGGAAAGUAUGAUAACCACUCUAGACCCAGGAAUGAAAGAAGUUAUUCGAUCUGGAGGAGAUGUUGUAGUAGUGGUUACGUCAACAAAAGAAACUAAAGUUGGAGCAGUACGAGAGGCAUUCCAGACAGUGUUUGGGCGUGCAACAGUCCUAGGAAUGGAAAGUCAAGCUAACACGGCUGCCCAACCUGUAGGCUUUACAGCUGGUCUCAAAGGAGCGGAGGAACGGAUACAGAACAUACGUCAUAAAGGAUCACUGCCAGAAGGUCACCCCAUAGUGUCUGUGGAGGGGUUUAUUGUAGAGAUGUUACCUGACAGGUGGUAUGAGAUCAGCUGUCUACUUCUUCAGGAUCCUUCCCAGCACAUAGAACUGCAGAUGUUUUCUCAACCAACACCAAUCCCUGCAGAAUACAUCCUGAAAGCACAAGAUGCCACACCCUCAGACUACCCUCAACGUUGGUCGGGCCUCAAAGUGACCAUUGGUCAAGUGAUUGAACAGUCUCAACCUCACAUUGGACAUGCAGAUUGGCAGAAUGCUCUCGUUGGUGUCAGUAGGCGUGAAUCAUUAUUGAUGGCAGCAAAAUCCCUUGCCUAUAUGUAUAAAGAAAGACUACCGACAUCAUUUGUUUCCUGAGAGAUCUGUGUACAUUUUAGGUGUUGACAUUAAGGCCUUUUCGGUUGGUCUUGCCGUAUGAUAGGAGAUUCCAAACAUUAACUGUGAUCCUGUGCUAUUCUCGGUUGUAAAUAAUCUGGUAUGAGAGGUGAUUUCUGUGUGAGGAACCAGGUAUAUUAGCUCUGAAUAUAUAUAUUUUUUAGAGAUUCAUACAUAAAAAAAACUCAGUAUGAAAGUGUGUGUGGUUCAUCCUGUACAAGUCCACUUGCCAUGAUAUUACAUUAGUUAUUACAUUGUACUCUGUUGGAUAUGGGGCUUUAAUCUUGUGGAGAGUGACCUGGUAUUACAUGUUGACCUUCUGUUAGCCUUUCCUUUUCUUUUUUGUUCUGUGCUACAUUGUCCUCUGUCGUUGAUUUUAUGUUGUUUUCAUCUCAUCAUAUCUUGUGGGAUUCCUUUCAGUCAAUAGAUCACAUGGAAAAGCGCAGACAUUGUAUAUAUAGCUAAUCAGAGGGUUUAUUAAAUAGACCAGUUUCUUAGCUUACAUACAAUUGGAGUGGGGUCUCUAUUAUGCAUGUGUAGAAUAGCUGAUGUCUUGUGUAAGAAAUAGACUCUGACUGCUAUGUAUCAACUGCUGGUUGUUAACAAGGAUUGUAACAAAUGUACUAGGGUGGUGCAGUCCCUGCCAACAUACUACACUCGACUUUCACCUAGAUCCAAUAUCGAAAGGUAUGGGGUGAUCUGCUGACAAUGUGGGGUUUUCUCUGGAUUCCUCCCACAGUAAGACCCCUCGCACGCUUCCAUCCGGGCCAACAAGAGUGAUUAAUGUAAACGGUGAUUCACAAUUGUUGUAAAAUAAAUAAAGUUAAAUUUUAUGAGACACAACUGAAUAGAAAGUAUGGUACUUCAUGUCUUUCUGUCAUACUUCCUGUACAAUGUUUCCUUUGUCUUUAGUAGGGCUUGUUAAUAAUUUGUUUGUGACUGAUCAGAUGAAAAAACAUAUGCCUUUGAUUUUAAUUGUUGAAGUUUUUUUCACUAUUUCUCUGGAGGUAAACUUGUACAUAUUCAAUUUUGGGACUGAUCAGAAGGAUAAAAGUACAGUGACAUUUUGUCAAUAUCACCUGUUUGGAACAGGUGAGAGGAAAGGGGAGAAAGAUCUAGCAAACAUUGUACAGAUGUGGGCACAGAGAUCCACCUGGGAUCUCUGGUAUUAACGUUUAUUUAUUGACAAUAAAAAUAGCCUGUGUUUAGUAGUCUGUUGAUUUUCAUUGUCGAUAAUAAUAUCAUUUGUUACACUUCAGCUAAUUUAUUUUCUGUUAGGGCAGGGUUUCAAUCAUCCCAUACCUUGGUAUUCAAUUUUGUUGAUCUACAAUAUAGCAACAUUAUUAUCAACAAAUUAGCCAAACUUAAUAUCAUUAAGAAACAAUAAAAUUAUGUGCAUGAUUAUUCAUCUAAAUAAAUGAAGAAUGAUGA
Molecule: messenger RNA, 2754 nt
Organism: Pecten maximus
Lineage: Eukaryota; Metazoa; Mollusca; Bivalvia; Pectinida; Pectinidae
Product: protein PRRC1-like
Exons: 11
Coding region: 202-1305 (367 amino acids)
Biological process (GO): activation of protein kinase A activity
Cellular component (GO): cytoplasm
Molecular function (GO): protein kinase A regulatory subunit binding
Source: RefSeq, a predicted model, not a curated record